This is a messenger RNA of Serendipita indica DSM 11827, 3339 nucleotides long. The record is from the annotation of a GenBank genome assembly. NCBI's taxonomy places the organism in Eukaryota, Fungi, Basidiomycota, Agaricomycetes, Sebacinales, Serendipitaceae.
AUGGCCAGUUCUCAGUCCACAAACUUCUUUGGAGAUGAGACGGACGGGUUUGAAGACGAACUCAGGGAGAUAAAGCUGGGGAGCCGCAGUAACUCUGCUAUUCUACCGCUCAAACGGAAGCAUGACGACAUAGAAGAGGAGGAAGAGCAUGAGAAAGACGUAGAUACUCAUGCCAUGUCCACAAUGAGGCAGAAAGAUGACCCGGAAAACGUGUACGGGGCGUCUAGCUUUGGGGGAUGGGGCCAAUAUAUGCAGCGGAAGAGAGCCAAACUUCAGAUUCAGAACCAAGAUAUGACAUCCGUUAUAUCUGGAAUUUUCAAGGGUAUCGAAAUAUACAUUAAUGGCCAUACAGAACCCUCAGUUCAGACGCUACGCGAGCUUAUUGUAGCUCACGGUGGUAUAUUUCACGCAUAUCUCACCAAAAAAGGCCUUGUCACUCACAUCGUCGCCAUGAAUUUGACGCCAGCCAAAGUCAAAGAGUUUCAGAGAAUGAAGGUCGUACGCCCUGAGUGGAUCCUUGACAGCAUCAAGGCAGGGAAGUUACUACCCUGGAUCCAAUACAAGCUUGUGAUGGAAAAUCGAAUCGACGCCGCUCAAGGGACCAGUGUGACUCAGACGACGCUCUCCACCUAUACACAACACUCGACGCCUACCCUCCUAAAACGAGUUGAUCAAAAUCCGACCGUUAUCAAAGACCCUUUAUAUACUACAGAUCCAACAACGUUUGAGCAAGCAGCGAGGAUACCGUCUUAUGCUGUCAAUAAGUCGAACCAAGCUGCGCAACGGCUCAUGGCCAGACCUGGCUGGCAAGAGGAGCAUACCGCCGUCUCUGGGAGCAAAUUUAUUGACGGAUACUAUCAAAAUUCGCGGUUACAUCAUCUUUCCAUGUGGAAGGCUGAACUUAAGGACCUAGUGGCAAAAGCUCGCGAACGGUUUGAACAAGGCGAUGAUCAACCGCUGCUAGGUGAUAAUGAAUCCACAACUCCUAUGGGUCAUGGAGUCAGCAUGAUGGGUGCGGAGCUCAUCAAGUCCUGGGAAGCUGCCUCUCCAACGAAAAAGGGGAAGGAGACGGCGACUCCCUCAAUUGUCGAGCGCAUUUAUAUGCACUGUGAUUUCGAUUGCUUCUUCGUCUCGGCAGGGCUGAUUGAUCGCCCAGAGCUGAGAGGAAAGCCAGUCGUUGUUUGCCACUCACAGGGAGUUGGUGAAGGAGCAGCUAGCACGAGCGAGAUUGCUAGCUCAAGCUAUGAAGCUAGAUCUAGUGGUAUCCGAAACGGGAUGAGCUUGGGCCAAGCUCGCCAAUUAUGUCCAGAAGUCAUCACCCUCCCUUACGAGUUUGAAAAAUACAAGGAACUCUCCCUCAAGUUUUACACCGUGCUUCUCUCCUACUCUGAAGAGAUUCAACCCGUCUCAGUAGAUGAAGCUCUUUUAGAUGUCAGUCGAGUGGUUGCCAACCUGAAGUAUCAAGCCCUCGCGGACGAUCCAUCAGCCAAGGAGAUGGAUUAUGCCGUAAAGCUGGCAGAGAUGAUCCGAACCCGGAUGUUAGAGGUCACCAAAUGUCAAGUCAGCAUCGGUAUCGGGGAGAACUUGCUUCUCGCCAGGAUCGCAUCUCGUAAAGCCAAGCCAGCGAGUACAUAUCACCUACUGGCUAUUGAUGCACCCGCUUUCCUUGCACCCCUUCCUCUGGAUAUGAUCUGGGGAGUCGGCUACGCAAAUAAGCGAAAAGCGGAGGAGAAGCUUGGAGUGUUCACUAUUGGUGACUUGCAAUCUCAGUCCAAGUCGUUGUUGAUCAAGACGUUUGGGCCCUCAAUGGGCGAGAAGUUGUUCAAAGCCGCCAAAGGACAGGACGACACAAAGCUCCAGCCCGAUCAGAAGCGAAAGUCUGUUUCCGCGGAGAUUAAUUUUGGUAUCCGCUUUCGAACAAAUGAACACGCGGAGGAGUUUAUGCGCAAGCUCGGUGCAGAAGUGUCGAGUCGCCUCAAAGCUAUAUCUACCAAGGGCCGGCAUCUGACGCUCAAGAUCAUGAAGCGACACCCCGAGGCCCCCAUUGAAGCCCCAAAGUUUAUGGGUCAUGGCAUAUGCGAGACCUUUUCCAAAAGCACCUCUAUUUCUGAUCUAUCCGGGGGUGCGACAGAUGAUGCAGAUGUCAUCGGACAGGCUGCUUGGAGAUUACUAGAGUCAUUCCACUUUGACCCAACUGAACUCCGUGGACUGGGUCUCCAAGUGACGAAGUUGGAAGGAAAGGAUGGAGUACCGAUCGAUGACGAUAAACGUGACCCUGGUCAGCAACGACUAGAAUUUCGCCGGUCGCCAACUCGUCCACGACUCGCGUCCAAUGCCGCGGGGGAACUCGAGCGGGAUGCUCCAAUGCUGGACUAUCAAGAUCUCAACUCUAUCGACGAAGGUGUUUUGGAAUCCCUUCCUGACGACAUUCGUCAAGAGAUUAUUCAACAAAUGACCAAGUCUGGCGCUCAAACGACGGUCACAGAGCCAGUACCGACAGAGGAUAUGGUAUCAGAGAUUCAGGAAAUCGCCGUAGAUAUAAUACCGAAAUCUCCUGUCCCCAAGGCACCAUUGACGGAUGCAUCCCACAUUACUCGCCAACUUCGACCAAAGCACAAGACGGUAGUAUCGCCCGAGAAACAACAACUCUUUGCGAGGCAAAAGGACGCCUUUCAGCCCACAGAUGAGGAACUUGCGAAGCUAGGUCUUGAUCCUGAUGUGUUCUUUGCUCUGCCACCAGAGCUGCAGAAAGAACAGAUAAUAUAUGAGCGAAACCAGAGGAGGCAGCAGAUUUCAGAGGCUCCAAAGUUCCAUGGUGGAGCUGGGAAGACCCCAUUAUCAAUCGCUGCCGGUGCGUUGACUCGUUCGCCGUCCGGUCGCCCGAUCUCCAAAAGAGGCGACUUCAAUAUCAAAGUAUCAUAUCCGGAGAAGGUUUCACUUGCGGUCAAGACCGGAAACGGCAUUUCCACAUUGACGGAGGUGGGCGAUAUACAGGCAUACGUGAAGCGAUGGGUAGUCAGCCAUCAGAAGAAGAAUCUCAAGCCAGUCACCAUCGACGUCGAAGGACUAAAGUCAUGGCUUGUCAGAUGCAUGGAGAUGAGGGACACUGACAGCGGGAUGGAAAAGGCGGUCGUUAUCCUCAAAUGGUGGCGAGAACUGCUGAGACGAUCAUGGGCGUCUGAAGAAAGUUACGCCAUUCCCCUACCGGGUGCCCAGUGCACUCCACAGAAGGCUGAAGAAAGCGUAGCAGAGGCAUGGUGGCGAGCAUUUGCAGAGUCGAGACGAGCAGUGGAUGCAAUUUUCGAUAAAAGGUUUGGUGGUAAAUUAUCUCUAAAAUAA